Messenger RNA from Macrosiphum euphorbiae (potato aphid), 288 nucleotides. The record is from the annotation of a GenBank genome assembly. Lineage: Eukaryota; Metazoa; Arthropoda; Insecta; Hemiptera; Aphididae.
AUGAAACCAUUUGUAUCGGUAGACCUUAAGUCCUCAUCUCAUGUAUUCAUAAGACAUGAUGCUGUAAAGAAAGCUUUACAAAUGCCGUAUGAUGGCCCAUUUAAGGUGAUUGAGCGUUCAGAGAAGUUUUUUAAGGUGGACGUGAAUGGAAAUGAGAAGAAUAUAUCUGUGGACAGACUUAAGCCCGCAUUCAUGCCUUAUGAGAAUCCAACACAACACGACCACUCAUACUCGGCAGAAAUAACUGAUAGAAAGAAGAAGGUCAAGUCGGUAGAUUUUAAAAUAUGA